AUCUGAGAGUUGUCUUAUAUCAUCCAUUUCAAAAGGGAGUCAAAAGUUCUGUGAUUUUGUUGCAAAAGCGUAUCUAUAGACAUUAAUAUCUCUCAACUCUCUAUACACAAAAUCGCUCUAUCGUCUGCAAACACUGGCUAGAUACACCAAAGGAAUAUACUAGUGUGUUCAAGGCCUUAGCGUCCUCCAAUGAAGUUAGCGUCCUCUGUUUGGAAAUGGCAUCGACAGAAUUUAACAAAGCAGAAUUUGGAAAGCUAUAUGUAGAAUCCAGGCGCCAUUAAGGCUGCGAUAAUUAAUUUUAUUUAAACAUAUUGCUGCUUUUUUAAAAUGAUAAAUACGCAGAGAUAAUAAAGGCAAUCCCUUAGGUGGCUUACAAAUGUACAUCUGUGUUCCGAGAUGAAGCAUGUUUGAAAGUAUGAAAAUGGCGAGAAGAUGUUGUUAUGUUUAUAAUGAACCUUGUAUGUGUAAUAUUUGAGUUUUGUGUAAACGCCUGUUAAUUGGUAUUGUCAAACCUGGAAUAUAUCUGUUUCAUUUUGGGCAUGUUCUUAAGCUGUGAGAACCUGACCAAGUUCAAAACGGCGUCAUAAUGUUCGAUGCUUUUAGAAGGGCAUUUCUCUAUUUCUUUGAUAGAGGAGAGGAGCUAGUAAACAGAGCGACGAAAAGGCAGUUAGAAUGUGAUACUGAUGAAGAUGUGAUUUCACCAAAAUUUCGGAAGAUUGGUAGCCCAAGAUUUCAUCACACUCCUCUCACUUCACUAGAUUUCCUGGUUCCGGCUGAAGUAAGGAUGAAGAGAGCUAGCAGGACUUUGCAGAAUGAGCUGUCCCUUAUACGGGGUAGAGGUGCUGAAAUGUCAGCAAGAAAAGCAAGCAAAGAAAACAUUUCCUCUCAGGAUGAUGAUGAUGAGUGCAUUGUUGUAUCAGAUGAGGAGAAUGAUUGGGUUCCAGCUUCUCCAAUCCCUAAAGCCAUUUCUAGGCCAAAACUGAAACAAAAACCUGUACAGGGUAUAUCAUCUGAUGCCAAUAAUUCUUCAGCAGAUGUAAAGAAAGAUGAUGAUAUUGAAGUCUUGAAAACAGUGAAAUCAAAGAAUGAUUGCCCCUUGCAUUUUUCAACUCCAAGAGAGGGACUAUCUAUAAUUAAUAAAAGAUUUUUUCCAUCUGUGAGAAGAGAAGCUAGCAUCCAGUUUAGACAACAUCCUGUGAAGAUGAAGGAAUCGCAUAACAGCAAACCGAAAAAGAGAUCUGCACUUGAUGAGAGUAUACGUCUUGAUGAAAAAAUGCAGUACUCUCAACUUUUGAAACAACAAUGUUCUUCAUCCCCAUACUUCUUUGGCAGCUGUGCAGAAAGUUCACCAAGAAAAACAGCAAGUGAUAAAAUGACAAAUGAAGGGUUAUCCAAAAGUAAAUCUGUAGUAGAUAUCAUCGAUCUUACUGAAGAUGGUACUGAAGGUGAAAAGACAAGCAAAGGCAGAGACACAGAUGCUAAGAAGCUAGGUAACGAAGACCUUGAAAUCAUAGAGGAGAAAACUUCUCAGUCGAAGAAGGAGAGCUAUGGAAAGGUUUUUAAUCCCUUUAAAAGUCAACUAUUCUGCACUAACUGGAUAUCUGCAGAGAGUGAGCUGUUUGACUAUGUUGCUAAAGAACGUGAAAGAAGGGCGGAAGAGAAGAGAAUUAAAGCUGAAUUAUAUCGAAAGAGAAAUAAACAGUUAUAUGCUGAUAUUCUUGAAGAACGAAUUCGUAAUCACAUGAAAAUAACUGAAGCAAUUUUAGAAGAUGAGGUCAUUGUUGAAGAAGAGGAAGAAGAAGCAGCCCUUCCUAAACUGACUCCGGAAAUUGAGAGAAGAGUAGCCUCCGCUCUAAGACCUGAACCACAGUCUGAAGUUCUUGUGGAAGCUUUCAGUCUGAAAAUAACGAGGCAUGAUAUUUGUACUCUUGCAGGUACAAAUUGGCUUAAUGAUGAGGUUAUCAAUUUUUAUAUGAACUUGCUUAUUGAAAGAGGAAAGAAGAAUAAAUAUCAACCAGUAUAUGCGUUCAACACCUUCUUUUAUCCAAGGUUGCAGUCAAGUGGCUAUUCUGCUGUGAAAAGAUGGACAAGAAAGGUGGAUGUAUUUGCCAAUGACAUAAUUAUAAUUCCUGUUCAUCUUGGUGUCCAUUGGUGCAUGGCUGCAAUAAACUUCAAGAAAAAGAUGAUAUGUUAUUAUGAUAGUAUGGGUGGCAACAAUGAUGUUUGUUUGCAGUUGUUGUGGAACUACUUGGGCAGUGAAAAAAUGGAUAAAAAGCAGCAAAAGUUCAAUUAUGACGGCUGGAAGACUGAAAAUGUGAAGAGAAUACCACAACAGAUGAAUGGCAGUGAUUGUGGUGUCUUCUCGUGUACAUAUGCUGAAUUUAUAUGCCGUAAUGCAGCAUUCCGGUUUUCUCAGAAGGACAUGCCAUACUUCAGACGUAAAAUGGUGUAUGAAAUACUUUCCAAGGAGUUAAUGAUGUGACACUAAUAGAUCUAUUGCGUGAUAUAUUGACAGUGCAUUUCACACAAGCUUCACAAAUUUUCUGACUGAUAGGGUAAUUAAAUUAAUUUAUUUGUGUUUGUGCGUAUUGUGAUUCAUUUUUUUUUGCAGGCUAAGCCGACAAGUAAACUGAAGAACAGACAGUUUAUGAACCUGAGCCUAAUGUUUUAAUUUUUUAUUUUUCCCAUUCCUCACUUUUUCUUAAUGAUAAAGAAAAUUCAUGAGCUUUGUUGUGCAUAGAUGGGAACUUUUUGUAUUAUUUCUUAAAAUACCAUCAUGGUUAAUGGACAUUAACUGUAAUUAAUGUGUGGAACAAUAAAGAGCUUUAUUUUUCAUUGGUAUAUUCGGAUGAGCUCCACCAUUAAGUCUGUCAUGACAAUGCUUGCCGAAACAUUGUACAUGCCAGAUAUUGGACUGAAUGUGAUAUUGUAAUUGAGCCAUAUGUAUCCAGAGAAUUAUUCCUGACUUUAUGAAAUGAAUUAAUAAAAUUUCUUUAUAUUUC
This is a messenger RNA of Schistocerca gregaria, 3002 nucleotides long. Its product is annotated as sentrin-specific protease 1-like. Gene Ontology annotation, molecular function: deSUMOylase activity. Gene Ontology annotation, biological process: protein desumoylation. The transcript is spliced from 15 exons. Gene Ontology annotation, cellular component: nucleus. The coding region runs from base 587 to 2482 and encodes 631 amino acids. The record is from RefSeq and is a predicted model, not a curated record. Lineage: Eukaryota; Metazoa; Arthropoda; Insecta; Orthoptera; Acrididae.